Linepithema humile (Argentine ant) is the source of this 1596-nucleotide messenger RNA. RefSeq names its product TBC1 domain family member whacked (gene wkd). The record is from RefSeq and is a predicted model, not a curated record. NCBI's taxonomy places the organism in Eukaryota, Metazoa, Arthropoda, Insecta, Hymenoptera, Formicidae.
GUGCGUUCGCGCACUCGUGCAUGGAGAAGUAGAAAAAUGCUAUGGCUGCCUCGACUGUGUCGCGCAAUGAGGAGGAGGAGUUGAAUGGGGAUUUGGAGUCUGAAGUUAGCAGUAUAUACCAGUGCGGUUCAGUGAUCUCCACUGUACCCGAUCGGCAUGGAUUCCUGGGUGGUUCACAAUACAGUCCUGAAAGGAAGCAAGCUAUACCACCUGAUGUGAUACUGCGGAGGGAGAGAAAAUGGAUACAGAUGUUGAACAACUGGAGUCUCUUUAUGACCACGAAUUAUCGCAAGGUUCGCGAGAGAUGUCGCAAGGGUAUACCACCGUCCGUGAGACUGCGCGCCUGGCUGAAUCUCUGUGGCGGUCAGCUCUUGAUGAACGAGAAUCCGAAUCUGUACGAGGAGCUGAUCAAGAGGCCGGGCGAUCCUAAGUAUAUAGAGGAUAUUAAGAAGGACCUUCAUCGUCAAUUUCCGCAUCAUGAGAUGUUCGUCGACAACGCACCAGGACAGCAGGAACUGUUCCAAGUUCUCAAAGCGUAUUCCAUUCUGAACAGCAAAGUAGGCUACUGCCAAGCCCAAGCGCCUAUUGCCGCGUUCCUGUUGAUGCACAUGCCGGCGGUACAGGCGUUCUGGUGUCUUGUCGCGAUAUGCGAUAAGUAUCUCAUCGGUUACUACAGUCAGGGCAUGGAAACAUUGCUGCGCGACGGAGAUAUUCUAUUCGCUCUUCUGAAGAGAGUUUCCCCUGUCGCAUAUAAGCAUCUAAAAAAGCAAAAAAUGGAGCCAAUUUUGUACAUGACGGAAUGGUUCUUGUGCGUUUACACGCGAACUUUACCAUGGGAAAGUAUUUUGCGCAUAUGGGACAUGUUCCUUUGCGAGGGCGUGAAAAUAAUCUUCAAGGUAGGCUUAGUAUUGUUGAAAGGCAGUCUAGGUCGUACGGCUCUUAUUAAGCGUUGCCCUACGACAUACGAAACCCUUCAAGUUCUAAGAAAUCCGCCCCAACAUAUCAUGGAGGAAGAGGCUUUGAUCUAUCAGAUUCAGAAAUUAAACUUAAGUGAAGAGGAUUUCGAGUAUGAGCAUCAGAGACAAAUAUUGAAAAGAAAAGCAGCGGAGAAAGAAACUGCCAAUCGGACUGAUUAACGAUUAAGUCGCUAGACGGAAAUACGGGGCGAAGUAUACAUUUAACGUAUAGUGUCCCAGUGUGUGCCUUCCCUACGUUCUUCUGAUACUGUAUAGAUUCUGCGAUUUGUUUAAAAAGUCUUUUUCACAUUAUAAAGUCGAGGUGGAUUUAGCGAAAUACAGGUAGGUAUGUAUACUCAAAGUAGAAAGUGAUGUUCAUUUAUUUCGCACACGCACACACGUAAUACACGUAACACGUCCACAUUCCCCGAGCAAUCGGAGUGCAUUAUUUAUCUCUACUUCCUUUGUUACUGUAGUACACAUACUACAACAGAGCACAACAUUUGUAGACUCGCAUAGUUCUAUUUAAUAGUAUUUUCUCAUCGACAUAUUUCUAGUUACUGAUCUUCAUGGUUAAUACUAUCAAUAUUUAUGUACAAAAAUUUAUCGCAUUUUUUAAAUAAAGUAUAGUAUAUGACAA